Molecule: messenger RNA, 651 nt
Organism: Aphanomyces astaci
Lineage: Eukaryota; Oomycota; Saprolegniomycetes; Saprolegniales; Verrucalvaceae
Exons: 3
Coding region: 1-651 (216 amino acids)
Molecular function (GO): GTPase activity; GTP binding
Source: RefSeq, a predicted model, not a curated record
AUGUGGAAGUCGCAGGCCAUGGCUGAAUCAUUUGCAGGGCGACGUCAGCGCCGGGUAGUGGAUACUGCACCAAACCCGAUCCCAAAGUACAAAGUGCUGCUCGUGGGGGGAGCCAGCGUCGGCAAGACCAGCAUCUUUCGACGGCUGCUCCAUACUGGCGGCGACUUUGGCGAGCUUAGCCCACCUGGGACCGUGGGUGUCAACAUUGGCGUCAAAUGUGUCGACGUCGAAGGCCUCGGUCCCAUGGUUGUCGAGUUGUGGGACGUACCGUCGAUCGCCGCGCCAGACAAAUCCUGCCAGAACGAGCUGUACUUUGACAACACCCACGGUAUCUUAUUCGUGCACAGUGCAGUCAACCGUGGUAGUUUCCAGCACCUCCAAGCGUACCACACUGCAUUCACAUUGCACUCAACAAGUAUGCCCGUCGCCAUGCUUGUGUUGAAGAACAAGUCGGACGACACCAUCGACGAGACUGCCUCAAUACAUCUGCAAUGGCUCGAGACACAAAAGAUAGACCAGGUCAACGUAUCUGCCAAGAUGAACGUGGGGCUGUUGGCGUGCCUGCGACGCCUGCUCGGGGAGAUCGCCACAUCAAAUCAACCUCCGAAUAAUGCAAAUAGUGAUUGCCAGGUAUUACAAGCCAAGUCAUAA